This is a messenger RNA of Coffea eugenioides, 976 nucleotides long. Its product is annotated as transcription factor MYB4-like. Bases 124 to 972 code for a protein of 282 amino acids. The record is from RefSeq and is a predicted model, not a curated record. The transcript is spliced from 3 exons. NCBI's taxonomy places the organism in Eukaryota, Viridiplantae, Streptophyta, Magnoliopsida, Gentianales, Rubiaceae.
GAGAGAGAGAAACAGAGACUGAGACGGCAGCUGCAUUACUAUAUUGAAAAGCAGAGAAAGAAAGAAUUCCAGCAUCUCCUCCUCCUCCUGAUUCAUCAAUAGAAGUAUAUAAAAGUUUCAGAGAUGGUGAGGGCUCCAUGCUGUGAAAAAAUGGGACUCAAGAAAGGGCCAUGGACACCUGAAGAAGACCAGGUUCUGGUCUCCCACAUUCAGAAAAAUGGCCAUGGAAAUUGGAGGGCUCUUCCAAAACAAGCUGGGCUCUUAAGAUGUGGGAAGAGUUGCAGACUUCGUUGGACAAACUACUUGAGGCCAGAUAUAAAGAGGGGGAAUUUCAGCAAGGAGGAAGAAGACACCAUCAUCAAGUUACAUGAAACGCUUGGGAACAGAUGGUCUGCAAUUGCAGCUAGACUCCCGGGCAGAACAGACAAUGAAAUAAAAAAUGUCUGGCAUACCCACUUGAAGAAAAGGCUCAAAAAUCAUCAGGCUACUUCUCAGGACAUCAAGAAACAGUCCACCCAAGUUCAAAGAUCAGAUCCCAGAACUCCAGUGACAAUUGAUGAUCAGCCUGAUGAAUCCAAUUUCACUGAUGAUCAUCAUCACCAAGAUGGAAAAGUUACUACCAGCCUCGGAUGUGCCCCGGUGUCACCACAACAUUCCUCUAGUGAACUCUCAACAGUGACAGAGAACGAUUCGGCGGCCAUCAAGCAAGAAAAAAUGGACUCACCAGAGUAUUUUCCUCAAAUUGAUGAAAGCUUUUGGUCAGAGGAAUUCCCAGUAGACAAUGCAAAUGUGCAAUCAGAAAUUCAUGAUGGCCUGGCCACUAAUGACAUGCAAUUUCAAUUUCCAUUAUCUCCUGUGGCUGCUAGUGAUGAAGAUGUCAAUGCCUACAUUUCAAAUUUUGAUGAUGGCAUGGACUUUUGGUACGAUCUAUUCAUUAGAGCUGGGGAAUUACCUGAUUUACCAGAGUUUUAAGUAA